Drosophila mojavensis is the source of this 1904-nucleotide messenger RNA. It is a transcript of the gene mah, whose product is annotated as sodium-coupled neutral amino acid transporter 1. The coding region runs from base 151 to 1731 and encodes 526 amino acids. The transcript is spliced from 5 exons. The record is from RefSeq and is a predicted model, not a curated record. NCBI's taxonomy places the organism in Eukaryota, Metazoa, Arthropoda, Insecta, Diptera, Drosophilidae.
CAGCUGCAGCAAUCGCUCGCUAGUUGCCAUAUCGAAUGACAAACUGUUGUAAGCCAACUGAGUGCCACUCUCUGGUUCUUGGUGGUGCUUAGAACCACCAUCAGUUGCGCGCUUUCAGUCGUCGCGUUUGGUUCGACGUAACUGGCGUGAAUGUUUUUCUUUCGGCGUUCGAAUGUCAAGCGUGCACAACGUCCGUCGCGUGCUCCGUCCUUUGCACUGCCCAAGCGGCGUACGUCCGUGCUAUUGGCGCCCUCGAAUCAACAUGAUCAGCUGCCGUUUCUGAGGCGCUCCCGGUUCAGCGCCUUGCCGCACUUUCGCGCCCACGAGGAUGAGCCCGAGAGCCUUUCCCUGUUCAUUGCCAUUCUCUACGUGGUCGACUUGUUUGGCAUUUUUCCGUUUCUGACGCUGCCCGCGCUGCUGGUUCGGCUGGGCUACUUUGGAGUGUUGCUCGUUCUCUCCAUCAUCUUCCUGCAGAUAUACACAUCCUUUCUGCUAUCACAAUGCUGGACCAUGGCCGAGUAUCUGGAUCCCUCGAUACUGCAGAAGCGCAACUAUCCUUACGCUGCACUCGCCGAACUGGCCUAUGGACCCUGCGUCAGCCUCUUGGUAUCUGUACUACUGGACCUGAGCAUCUUUGCCCUGGCCGUGCCCAGCAUUGUCAUGGCAGCUGAGAACCUGGAGGCUGUUGUCUUACGCAUGAGCGCCGGCCUCUAUAAUUUCUCCUACUGCUACUGGGCCAUUAUUGUGGGCCUGGUCAUCUGUCCACUCAUGUGGCUAGGCAGCCCCAAGCACAUGCGAGGCCUGGCCAUUACAGCCGUUUGCGUCAUGAUAGUAAUUGUUGGCCUGCUUUGGUAUUGCCUGCUCGAUGCACCGGCCAUUGGAACGCCCUUUCAAGGAGUCUCGCUGGAACUACCUGGUUUUCUGACCAUCCUGAGCAGCUACAGCAUUUUGGCCUUCCAGUUCGACAUACAUCCCGUGCUGCUGACCCUGCAGAUAGACAUGAAGCGCAAGUCUCAAGUGUCCUGGGCGGCGCUCAGCGGCAUUGCCAUCACUUGCAGCGUGGCCAUUGUGGGUGCCGGCAUAGCUGCCUACAAGUUCGGCUCCAUGAUUUCGAGUAAUCUGCUGCUCUCGCUGCCCACCAGUGUGCCCUUCUUUGUGAUGCUCAUACUGAUGUCGCUGCAGCUGUGCUUCUCCGUGACGGUGGCCAGCUCGGCUAUGUUUAUGCAGAUCGAGAAUUUCUUCAAGUUGCCCGAGACUCUGUGCUGCAAGCGCAUUCUCAUUCGGUCCUGUGUCCUGGCUCUAGAGGUGCUCGUGGCGGAGUUUGUGCCCAGCUUUGACGCGCUAAUGAAUGUGAUCGGCGGCACCAUCACUGGCCCAUUGGUUUUCAUACUGCCUCCCUUGCUGUAUCGGCGCAUUCGGCGCAUGGAACGUGUGCAUCAGCGCAUUGCCGCCGAGGCCAGCUAUGGCAGCCUGCCUCUGGAUCUUAACUAUGCUCCCGUUGAGCUGGAAAUGGAGCCGUUGCUGGUGGCCAAGAAACCGCAUUCAUCACCGGGCUGCUGGUUGCGUGUGGCGCGUCUGCUGAAUCGCUUGGAGUGCGACAUCUCGUGCACCAUGGCCGUCCUAAUCUUUGGUGUGCUGGCCACCUUUCUAUCCACCUAUCUCAAUUUGUUUACCCUGACGGAUCUGUUCAAGAACAAUUCGCCCUGCCUGAGUAAUCUAACGGCGCAUUAGUCAAAUCCAUGCUUCUCCCUCACCCUGAGCUGCGAAGAUUAAGAUUCAGACAUCUCUAUAAAUAUAAUCUACAGCUCAUCAGAGUUGAUGUGCUGAGCUUUUGGGUAUUCUAUUUCCGUCCUUCGAUAAGUUCAGAAACCUCAAUUACCAAUUUCGAUGCAAUAUUUGUUUAA